GCUCACUGCCCCACCAUAUGCUCUCGCUCUGGCUCUUGCAUCUCUAGUUCUCACUAUCUCUCUGCCACAUCCAUCACCAUGGCAGAACACCAAGCCCUAUUCACAUGGGGCGCAGGUCCAAACUCGGUCUCCAUCGCAGGAGGCUUCAACGACUGGAGCGCGACCGCGACUCCCCUCAUCAAGCAGCCUGACGGGAGCUUCAAGGCAACUGUCUCGGUGCCGUGGGGCUCGACGCAGGCGUACAAGUACAUCGUAGACGGCGAAUGGAUGGUUCGCGAAGACGAGGAGAAGGAUUACGAUGCCGCGGGCAACCACAACAACGUGAGUGUUUGUACGAGGGGGCCCGAGCGGUCAGCGGCGGGCGGUGAGCAGAGAGCGAGGUAGACGAGCAUGAGGCAGGAGCCGCAUUGCGCGGCCGAAUGAGGGAGACUGGUGGAGCAUUGGAUGGGGCUUAGGGCGUGUGGGCCAGGUGGAGCGUGCAGCGCGUCGCAGUUUGCGAGCCUUUAACGCGGCGUACAUCCGCGAGCUCGACGAUAUCCCCCGACGGGGAUGCGCCGAGUGGUUGGGUGAUCGAGUGAUGGCGCCGAAACAUGCUCGAUCCGAGACAAUUUCCAUUUGAACACAUUUUCCGUGGCACUGUUUACAUCCCCGAGUGACUACCCCUCCC
Cutaneotrichosporon oleaginosum is the source of this 667-nucleotide messenger RNA. RefSeq lists its product as uncharacterized. Gene Ontology annotation, molecular function: protein kinase binding. Gene Ontology annotation, biological process: signal transduction. The record is from RefSeq and is a predicted model, not a curated record. NCBI's taxonomy places the organism in Eukaryota, Fungi, Basidiomycota, Tremellomycetes, Trichosporonales, Trichosporonaceae. Gene Ontology annotation, cellular component: nucleotide-activated protein kinase complex; cytoplasm; nucleus.